Porites lobata is the source of this 8823-nucleotide messenger RNA. Lineage: Eukaryota; Metazoa; Cnidaria; Anthozoa; Scleractinia; Poritidae. The record is from the annotation of a GenBank genome assembly.
CCAGCCACAGAUGGCUUGGUUUGUGCUGGUGUUGGCCAUGCUGUGUGCAGCAUCUACAGCUAAGCAGCCACCAAAUAUUAUAUUUAUACUUGCAGAUGAUCUGGUAAGUUUAUUUUGAUUUAAGCCUCUUCUAUAUCAGUGCUUUGGCACUAUUUCUUCUUGCUACAGCUGUAGGCCUCUGCUUUAGGGUCUGAUAUAAGUUCAUAUCAUUUCUAAUGACACUUGUAUCAGUUAACUACCUGGCAAGUACAUGAACCCCCCACCUUUAUGUGGACACAGUCUCAAGGGAUGCCAGGUUUGUCCUUUAAGAUCUUGAGAGAGCAGUAAGAAAUAAUAUUUAUUUAUUUUUUAUUUUAUUUAUUUUAUUAUUUUGCCACACACAAUGAAUUACAAGCAGAAUAAAAACGAUAAUAAAUAGGUUAACUAACAUUAAAUUUAAAAUUUGUGCAUUACUUGGGAGGAGUGACUGUGGCGGGGAAAUCUCUGAGAAGCCGAGCUUAUGAGGAAUAGAGAUUUCCCACCACGGGCAAUUAAAACACUAGGCGGCAUUUUAAGAAAUAAAGAAAAAAGUCGUUUAUUUAAGUAUAUAAGUGCGUUUAGAGGAAAAUAUAGAUAUGAGGUGUUAAGGUAUUUAGGUUGCAUUUUGUCUGACUAGUUUAAGGGGCAUUUGGACAUCGUCUUCCUCAAAAUUUCCACGUUUUGAAUCAGAGGACGUCUUUGAGCGUGUUGCCGCCAUGAUUAAAUCAAUACUAUGUGUUGAGAUGGUUUAGCAUCUAUGUUUAAUAAGGAAGUGUUACUGAACAUGCAGUUCACUGCUGGGAUUUGAUUAAAAAAAAUCAAACAGUUUAUUUUUAAUCCAUAAUAUGAUCAUCAAUUCCUUUGAUAUACCCAUAUCCUAAAUGAAAAGUCCCUUUUGAAUGGAGCCUCCUCAUAUAGGCCCUUAUAGGGAGUGCCCCCCUUCUCCGCCCGCCCCCCCCCCCCACUCCAGACUAGUGUGUUUGCAGGUUUAUAAAUGCAAUGAAACCCAUUUGUGCUUAACUCAUUCACUCCUGAACUACCAUUUGCAUCCAUUCCCUUGUACAUAUUACUUGGGAUGUCCCAUCAUAAAUUAUAUAUUAUAGGGAACUAAUUAACAAUAAGCUUGUGCGAACCAUAAUGGAAUGAGCUUGUUUCAGUCAAACAGGCCAGAUAAAAAAUGCAAACUUCUUGAAGCUGACCCGGAAAUAAUUCCUAAGAGAACUCUUGCUGAACUUUCUACCCACUAUGACUUGCACUUAAUUUCAUGUAAUCCUAGGAUCCUUAAAGUUUUCACAAAAACUUUUUCCACGGAUAUGAAGCUUAGCAUGUCCAGCAAAAGCAAUAAGAAAGAAGAAGAAAGGGAGUAAUUGAAAUGUUAAAGUCAAGACUGCAGUGUCACUUUUUUCCCCACAAAACUAUCUUGACAUUUUGUUAAAUCUGCAAAGGGACAGUCUUUGCAAGCUGAUAUGUAGCAUCAAGAACAGUAGGCUGCAUAAUGCUCAUUUUAUUAACAGGGUUUUGUGCAGUCUUGGUUUGUUUUGGCCAGACAAGUGACCAAAAAUUGACCCAACUAGUUUGAAAUGGUGUUUUUGGGCAAAAUUUCUAGAAGUUAUGGGUUAAGCCCCAGUUUUCUAGGUGGGGAACACCUUUGAACAUAAAACAACUGAAUCUGCCCUCAAAAUGCCGAAUCAGGAAAACAAUGGCAAAAGAGAAAUUAAUUUUAGUGUAGUGUGUAUAGAUUUGUUGGGGAUUGGAGUGUAUGCGAACGAGCAACAAAGCUCUAUGAAAAAGAAUGGGGUAAAGUUGAUUUUCUUGAAAAAUAAAAACCAGCUAUGGCAGCCUAGUGUUAAAAUUAAUAAUUUUAUUUCGCUACUAUUUUGCUAACAAGUCCUUUUGUUUUCUGACUACUUUUAGGGGUGGGAUGAUGUAAGUUUUCAUGGCUCACCGCAGAUCCCAACUCCAAAUCUUGAUGGUCUGGCAAACAAUGGAAUCAUUCUGAAUAACUAUUAUGUGCAGCACAUAUGUACACCAACCCGCAGUGCUAUCAUGACUGGUAGAUACCCCAUCCAUACAGGUGGGUGGUGAUGAAAUUUAAACAAAAAAUUAUAUGACUUACGAUUUUUACCAAGGUUAAAACUUCAGGGUGCAAAGAAAGUUGUUUUAACGGCUUGCCAUUUAGGCAAGUUGUUGCUAGUAUGUAUUAGCCCAAGAGUCUAUUAAGUAGCCCAUGAGCAGCAUGGAUUGAAUUUCCCCCAAAACUUCACUUGCCCUUUAAGUUAAGAACAGGAUUCAUGAGCCCGUUUACAAAAUCCACUAGCACAGGGCUAUCGGAAACCACUUUCUUUGCACGCUGAAACUUUCUGUUUGUUGCUGAGGUAAUGUUAGAUCGUUACCCUCGCUAGAAUAGGGUGCUCAUGUUUGACCCAUUGACCCAAGAACAGCCUGUAAACGCUCAUGCAGAUUCAUUUUGCUUGUGCUGCUUUUGACAUCAUUAAUAAUAAUGAACCACCAGUGGCAACUUUAAUGUCAAAACUUCUUUCUGGGGGAAGAAAUGUUUCAAACUAUAAUAUGAAUGAGCACAGUUGAAUCAAACAGAGAAAAGUGAAAAAAUAAUAAUAGAAAGAAAUAAUAACAAUAAUAAUAAUAAUGAUAAUAAUAAUAAUAAUAAUAAUAAUAAUAAUAAAGUGGCUAAAUGUAAUUACACAAGACAAUACUGGCCAGCGGUCUCCUUGACUUAUCGUAUGUAGGGCGGGCCUAGGGCUUUUUCAGGGCCGCAGUAUUUUUACAGCUGCACUCCUUCGGAGGUCAAGUCAUUUUGCAUGCAUGGCCUUUGCUUGUGCUUGUGUCAAAGCCUUUUUGCUCCCAGCCCUUCCCUCCCUCUGGGUGGGUCUUGGUAAGUAUCUGAAAACUGUGAUGGUGCCUAGUGGUUGCCGCUCACAGGGUUGUCAUGGUUACCUUCACUCUCGCUUGUGGCUCCCUCAGUUUACUCAGGCACCUUCCCCACACGCAUCUAUUGGCAAUGGGUGUAAAUAACAGUGCUCAUUUCUAGAAAUAAUCCAGAAAUGUGACCCACACACUAACAAAAAGUGUUUCAAAUGAAAUAAAGAAUGCACUAACACCUACCCAUACAUCGGAAAUUUGGUUAGCUGAAUUUAUCUACAGCUGUAUUUUAUUCUUUGCUUUUGUAUUACUACUGUUGUAUAUUUUAUGCUGUGCAUAUGUAUGUCUCCAGGUAUGCAACAUAGUGUUAUUCAAAUAUCUCAACCAUAUGGACUUGGUUUGAAUGAGACUAUUUUGCCUCAGUAUCUUCAAAAGCUGGGAUAUGCCACACAUGCAGUUGGAAAGGUAUCUGGGGUUUUGGUUUUUGUAGUACAUAUCCUCCAUGAUGAUUUGAACUUAGAAAAGUUAACAAUGAGUAAAGGUCCAGAAGAGUUCUGAUUCUGUCACUCUCUGAAUGAAUGCCACCUCAUUCUAUGAAAGGGUCACCAGGGGUACUUAGCAUUUACAUUAGAAAACUGGAAAUUCCAGUUGGAAAAGCAAAAGUUUCGUGCCAUUUUGUUUGGGAAGGUUCAGGAAACAUUGGCUGUGAUUUGAGGCGACGCAGUUUUUCUACUCUUUUUAGUCUGUUCAGCAGAUUUGGAUUUGUGUUUUUUUAUAGCAGGUUUUUCUCCUACCCCGUCAAAUUUUAUUGUAAUUUGCUUACACAAAAGUUUUCUACCCUGGUGGUUUGUCUGCACCCCUGGUGUUGGUCCCUUUUGUUGUUCAGUCAGUUUAUACAUAUAAGACGGACACCUCACUGACACUUUUCAAACUUUCAGAGGAGACUUGAGAGGUGGUUUGGGUUGUUAAAAAUACAGUAAUGUGGAUAUCUAUAUAUCACUUUAAAUUUGAACUUGGGGAAGCAAAUUACAUAAGCAAAUGCAUGUACAGUACUUGACUCUUUGUUCCCUACCCUGGGUACCAGAGGUGUUUUUCUUGUAUGCAAGUCUCUGGCACCCAGGGUAUUAUUUUGUUCCCCUGCGUGGAUCACAGUGUUCCAGUUUUUACAUUUUUCCCAAGUUUGAGAAUUACUGGCUGUGUUUUGGUUCUCGCCUCUCCCUCAAUAAAGAGAACACCUCUUAGACUCUAAGGGCACUUUCCAAAAGUCAGAACUGGCUGGCCUGAUCAUAGCCAGACCAGGCAUUUUGACAAUAAAAAGUGCUUUUUUUUCAGAGUUUUUGUUGAAACACCCUUUCCUUCAUGAAUGCUAUUUGGGAUCUGACUGGAUAGUUUGAUUAGAAGUGAAAUUCUCAUUAUGACUGGAAUGGUCUGGCCAGUCAGUUCUGACAAAUGGAAAGCACCUUAAGACUGACAGUUAGGACAGACAGCACUGUCCAUCUUUAAGUGGGUUGACUGUAAAUGUCAUUUUGUGAGAGUUUAUGUGAACCCAUUACACAUUACACAGAUGUUACCUCAUAACAGGUUGGUCCUGGAGGUUUUGUUUGCAUGUUCCUUUUCUCUAACGUUUUUUAUUAGUGGCACCUUGGAUUCUUUCAAACUGACUACACACCCACCAAGAGAGGAUUUGACUCUUUCUUUGGUUAUUGGGGUGGAAAAGAAGAUUAUUGGGAUCACUCAAACCUAGCAAAAUCCGGACAGGGUCUGGACUUUCGCAAUGGUACUGAGGUGAGUAAGCUAUUUAGAAGUUCUGUUGCUUCAAUAGAAAGGAAAUAGUAGACAAUAGACUCCCAUGCAUUCCAAUAUAGCAUUUCGAUCGGCAACACCGCCCAGUCUCUGGUCUGCUACACAGCCGUUGUUUGUGUUGUCACGCAACGCUUCUCCCCAGAUGAGCGUUGCGUGACUAAUCCAGUCCCAAGCGCAGCCUCGAUAUCGCCAGUGGGUCUCUUUCCGUAUCCUUCUCUGAACGAUUAUUCCCCUUUUCUCAGCCCGUAAAGACAGAGUGGGGCCAGUACAGUACAGAGCUGUUUACAGAAAAAGCCGUGGAUAUUAUUCAGACGCAUGAUCCUUCUAAGCCGCUGUUUUUGUACCUUCCGUUCCAAGCAGUUCAUAGCGCAAACUUUAUUCAGCCGCUUCAAGCGCCCCCGAAUUUAAUCAAGAAGUUUUCUCACAUUGAAGAUGAAAACAGAAGGAUUUUUGCUGCCAUGGUGUCUUCUCUUGAUCAGGGCGUAGGAAAGGUAAGGAAAACGAUAUUGAUGCCAACUUUAGCUUGUGUACAGCCGUCUCCUCUCCAUUUUUUUAGGGGAGGGGUCGGCUGUACAUGUAAUAAGGGAUUAAAGCCUAUUGUUAGUUACCAAAAGCAGUGACGGUGCGAGGCUUCGUUAACUGUGUCGGCGUGUGGGUUAAACUUAAUUGUCUUUCGAGGAACCAUGAAUUAGUAUCCAUUGGAUAUUUACUAGGGAAACUAAUUGAGUUAUCCACUGGUUUAACAAAAUAUUCAGUGGAUAACGUUAUUCACCUUCUGAACAACUGGAGAUUGGCAGUUUACAAGGGCAAUCAGGGAGUGGAACACGAUGCCACUGAAAGAUAACUGACUAAUCACAAUGGUGGUGAGACUGGAUGGGAAACUUAUGUCACGUGGACGGAUUUCUCAUCACCGAUUGGUUGGUCUCCAAGAUGGCGUUGGAUGGUUCCAUCAUAAACGAUGGCGAAAAUGUGGCACAAACCAGUCGAAAUAUAUGAGGAAAAAUCUGAAGCGGAAAACGUGUGUAAAGUUGAAUGGUUCUCGCUGGUGUGACGUCACAUUUUUCCACUAUGUUGGAACCGAUCACAUCAGCUAGUUUCCUUAAUUCAGUCCUUCUAUUAUCCAUGAUCCGUGAAAUUCUGGAUUUCAAAUUUUAGCUGCUUGACAUUCUGCCUUUGUAUCUACAAUUCCCUGAAGUCUUCUGAUAAUUUCUUAUCAGGUUGUUGAUGCACUUAAAGCCAGCGGUUUGUACAACAACUCAGUUAUUGUCUUCUCAACUGAUAACGGUGGUCCAGCAGCAGGAUUUGAUAUGAACAGCGCUUGUAACUUUCCUUUGAGGGGUAUCAAGGACACGCUUUGGGAAGGUGAGCAAAGCAAUGCCAGCGAGCGCGCGCUCAGUAUUUCCCACCGUCGCCAUCUUUGAUUGAAGGCCGAGGAAGAUUGGGGAGAGUAUACCGUGGACGCUUUUGUUUUUUUGUUGUUGUUGUUGUUGUUGUUUUUUGUUGUUGUUUUCUGUUUUUUCAAGUUUUGAUGAAGCGUAACUAUAUCUUCCUUAGUUUUCAACAAAUCACUCUCAAACUUAGUGUCUUUACUAAUUUUAUAAUUAAUGCGUUCUUUUUAGCCUUGUUGACGGAUUUUUUUGCUAAGUGGUCCCAGUCAAUAGUUGAAUAAACCGUGGAAAAGUCUAUCGCACUUACACCACAGCUAUGAGCUAUAGGCUCACAAAUAAAUUCAAGAAAGCUGGGAUUAAAUACAAAUAACAUAUUAUUCUGCCCGCUAACCCAUUAAACUUAUUUUUUUCCUUUAACUGAUAACAGGAGGUGUCCGUGGUGCGGGGUUUAUGCACAGUCCUCUGAUUUCAAAAACAGCAGGCCGAGUGAGCAUGCAGUUGAUGCACGUGACAGAUUGGCUUCCUACACUGUAUUCUGCAGCAGGAGGAGAUAUUCAUGACCUGCGCAAUGUUGACGGCCUUGACAUGUGGGGUGCACUCACUAAUGCUACCGUGUCGCCUCGGCUGGAAAUUCUUCACAACAUCGACCCGAUGACUGGUGCUGCAGCUUACCGGUUCAGAAACUGGAAACUGCUGGUUAAUAUAUGUAAGUAAAUCAAAGACUUUUUUUAUAUAGGAACUUAAGCAACAAUAAUGUCAACAAAGUAAUGGGUUGAGCGAUCAAAAUCGCAUUUGUUGCGGUGAGAAUACCCGGCUGUCGUUUUAACAUGAUUUUUUUAAUUAUUUUGUUUUUUUAUUUUAAGUCAUGUGUCCCUAUUGGUGUUUUAUUGCCUUUCUACUCAGACUGGUUUCUACCAUUUUAGGAAGCUAUUUCGAGGCUCCAUACCGCGUCAAAAAUUCGCUAGCUAUCCGAGAUAUUGACAAUGUACUGCUUAUUUUCAUUGAAGUGCUUUUUGUCCUUUUCUAACCUCACAGCUACAGCUUGGAGUGGAUGGUAUACUCCUCCAGGAUUCGACACCUCAAAUCAAACUUCCAGAGCUGCUACGUUGAAAAAUGCCGUCGUCACUUGUACUAAGCCACCCAGUCCCGCAGUUAGUUGUACAAAAGAGGCAGGGCCUUGCUUAUUUGAUGUUGAAAACGAUCCUUGCGAGUAUGUCAACCAAGCAAAGAACAACCCCAAUGUUCUGAACCGAAUGCUGCAGUGGCUCGAGGAAUUCAAACAAACCAUGGUGCCCCCGAGAAACAAGCCAGUGGAUCCAAAAGCUAAUCCCAAUAAUUUCGGAGGCGUGUGGAGCCCUUGGAUGGAUUAGCACUAAUUUCCGCGUCUGCGAACAAUAGCUUGGUUUUCAACUGAAUGUGACAAAACCGAAUAGACAAAUAACGUAAUUUUCGGGUUUGUUGGAUUAAGAAAAAUACGCGGACUUGUUCUAAAAUUUCCAUUUCCGCCGAAGAAGUCAGGUUUUUCGAAACUGGUGACUAUGAAUCAUGCGACCACUUACGAUACCCAUAAGGUCCAAUAAGAAUGGCAAGUUUUGGGGUGUAUGCUAGAAAUCACACCGGCAGACCUGGUCAUUGAGAAUUGUCUCUCUUAGGUUUAACUAUAAAUUUUAUUUAAUGUGGUUUAAAUUACAGCUCUGGGUGCAUUGGUUUUUGUCAGAUUACAACUUGAUCUAAAAAAGGACGAAGGAAAGAUGUUCCUAAAGUUGUAAAUCAAGACUUCAGUAAGGCAGGGAGAGGGGGGAGAAGGUUUUUCAUUAACCUCCCUACAUGUUGUUUAUAAAAAAUUGAGCAUACAUCCUGUACCGAAUGGCGCUGACUUGCAGUUUAAGGGUUAAUACUACAUUUAUACCAAUAACACAUGCAUCACAGUAAAGAGAGGCACCCUAACUUUGCACACUGAUCCGAAAACCGCAAUAACCUUUACGUGGCUUCGGAGCGUGCUGGGGUCAAUUUAAUAAAAUUUUUACAUGUGUAAUUUACAAGUGUAGCUAUUGUUUUAGAGUCUGAGAACAAUAGCUACAGUUGUAAGAGUUUUAUUAAAUUGACCCCUGGUCCAAAACUAAAGUGGUCUGGAAAUGUUUUGUUCUCCUUUUUUGAUGUUCUUCAAUUGAUAGCUGCAUGCCGUGUAUUUUGAUAAAUUCAAAGCGAGGUCGCCAGGAACUGAAUUCCGCAGUGAGCAACAGCAACGACAACAGUGAUUUUAAAAGUUCACGGUGGUACCUGUUCAUUUUAUCAAGAAACUAUAAGACAUUUGAUUGGUUGAUGUUCGUUGAAAAAGAUACCAGUUUAUUGAUGUGACCACCAAAUGACCUAACACAAAUGAUAGAAAAGGAAGUGAACAACUUCCACAGAAAAACACCAAUCGGUCAUUUUUUUCGGUGAUGCUAGUUGUUCUCAUAAGAGGAGUUCUUGCUUUGUAUUUUAAAAGGGAAGUAAUUUUUUAACAGUAUCCGCUGUACAAAAUCAAAUAUUUUUUCUUAGACUAGAAUUCUGAGAAUUAAUCACUUUAAAUCACGUUUUCUUACAUCUGUGUGUAAAAUGUUAGCUAUUUAUGUUGAUAAACAUGUUAAAAAUGGCUCCCAAUAACCACGCCCCAAGACACAAGGGAACCAACAAUAGUUUCCGCAACACUCUGCACUCUGGAAUUAAAUAAAACAUUGUUUUUUAAAUACAC